AUGGUUUUUCUUAGCAACGCAAUUUCGGCUUCUCGCUUAUCGGAUUCCGAACAAACUGACGUUCAGAAGGGCUUUUCUAGUACAAUUUAUGGGACUCGUUGGUCCAUUGAGCCAAUUCCAAGAUUUGAGUUGCCAAAAGAUGAAAUGCCGGCGAAUGUUGCCUAUAGAUUUAUAAAAGAUGAAUUAGCGCUUGAUGGUAAUCCGCUUCUGAACCUUGCCUCAUUCGUCACCACUUAUAUGGAGGAUGAAGCAGAGAAAUUGAUGGCGGAAAAUCUAUCAAAAAAUUUUAUUGACUAUGAGGAAUAUCCAGUGUCUGCCGAAUUACAAAAUCGUUGCGUUAACAUUAUCGCGCGUCUUUUUAACGCGCCAUUGGAUAAACCGGAAGCCGAAGCAAUGGGUGUCUCAACCGUGGGAUCAUCCGAAGCGAUCAUGUUGGCCGUGUUAGCAAUGAAGAAACGAUGGCAAGGAAAAAGACGCGCCGAAGGAAAAUCCACAGAGAAUCCAAAUCUAAUUAUGGGUGCUAAUGUUCAAGUGUGUUGGGAAAAGGCUUGUCGAUAUUUGGAGGUUGAUGAACGAUAUGUUUAUUGCACAGAGAAGAUGUUCGUUUUGACCCCUGAAAAGGCUGUUGAAUUGGUGGAUGAGAACACUAUUGGGAUUUGCGCUAUAUUAGGAUCAACUUAUACUGGUCAUUAUGAAGACGUAAAAACUUUGAAUGAUCUUCUCGUCGAGAAAAAUGAAGCAAACAAUUUGGAUGUUCCAAUUCAUGUCGAUGCAGCGUCUGGCGGAUUUGUUGCUCCCUUCGUAUGUCCAGAUUUGGAGUGGGAUUUUAGACUUCCUUUAGUCCGUUCAAUUAAUGUAUCUGGACACAAGUAUGGCCUGUGUUAUGCUGGUAUCGGAUGGGCGAUCUGGAGAUCAGCCGAAUAUUUACCCAAAGAAUUGAUUUUCAAUAUCAAUUACCUGGGAUCUGAUCAGGCUUCGUUCACUUUGAAUUUUUCUAAAAGUGCAGCACACGUGAUUGCUCAAUAUUAUGUGUUAAUUCGACUUGGACGAAAAGGUUUUACAUCAAUUAUGCACAAUAUUACAAAUACAGCUGAUCAUUUGAUUGAACGCUUGGAGAAAACCGGUAGAUUCGAAAUAUUAAGUGAACGAGGUGGAAGAGGUUUGCCAUUGGUAGCUUUUCGAUUAAAAAAAGAAUAUCAUUAUAACGAGUUUGAUAUUGCCAACCGUCUUCGAGAACAUGGAUGGAUCGUGCCAGCGUAUACAAUGGCCCCGCAUGCAGAACACAUUAAAUUAAUAAGAGUAGUUGUACGUGAAGAUUUUACACUCCACAGAUGUGAUGAUUUCAUUAGAGAUUUAUUAAACACUUUAUCUCUUUUGGACAAAUUGGAUGCCAAAAGCAUAGCAGUAAAACGUACCGCAGGACAACGUUGGACGCUGUUAAAAAAUGUUACUCUUGCAUUUAAAGGUCAUAAAGACGCAUCCUUCAAGCAGAAUAGUAUAUGUUAA
Ambispora gerdemannii is the source of this 1506-nucleotide messenger RNA. The record is from the annotation of a GenBank genome assembly. NCBI's taxonomy places the organism in Eukaryota, Fungi, Glomeromycota, Glomeromycetes, Archaeosporales, Ambisporaceae.